This is a messenger RNA of Brassica oleracea var. oleracea, 723 nucleotides long. RefSeq lists its product as uncharacterized. The transcript has a single exon. The record is from RefSeq and is a predicted model, not a curated record. Bases 1 to 723 code for a protein of 240 amino acids. NCBI's taxonomy places the organism in Eukaryota, Viridiplantae, Streptophyta, Magnoliopsida, Brassicales, Brassicaceae.
AUGGCGACGAUACCGGAGGUUCGUAAUCCGUCUCUGUCUGGUGAGAAUCGACCACCGGCGGCGACUUUGCAAGAUCCUAAUUCCAAUCCUCUCUACGUUCAUAAUGCCGAUCACGCUGGUAUCUCCCUCGUCUCUGAGAAACUAGCUGGAUUAGGUAACUUCAACACUUGGCGUAGAUCGAUGCUCAUGGCUUUAGGUGCUAGGAAUAAAGCGGUCUUUGUUAAUGGAACCUAUCGGGAAUUAGCUGAGGAUCAUCCUGAUUAUCAAUCGUGGUCUCGUUGCAACAAUAUUGUAUGUACUUGGAUUGUUAAUGCUGUGGAGAAGAAGAUUGCAAAGAGUAUCAUGUAUUUGGAUACAGCUCGCCAGAUGUGGUUAGAUAUACAUGAUCAGUUCAAGCAAAGUGAUGGACCACGGACUGCAGAGAUAAAGCAACAAAUUUUCGCUGAAGUACAAGGUUCUCAGAGCAUCAGUGACUACUAUACGAAGUUGAAGCAGCUCUGGGAAGAGUUGAAGAAUCAUGAGAGCCCUUAUACUUGUUGUUGUGGUCGUCCUGACUGUGUUAGUCUUAAAAGGAUAGUUGAUAGAGAAGAACAAGAUCACAUUUUGAAGUUCUUGACUGGUCUCAACGAUACGUUUACUACUACCAGAGGCCAGAUAUUGAUGAUGGAGCCACGACCAAACAUCUCAAAGGUCUUCAAUCUAGUUUCUCAGGAGGAAAGAUAA